UGUGCUACCCGGGAAUUAGAGCACUCAUCUAUUUCUAUUCCCCUUUCUUCCUCCUACUUGCAAGCUAAGCUCAGCAUCGGCCAGAGGGAAGUAAAAAUUCAAGAAGGACCUCUGUACAGAGCUGAAGGUUACCCUGUCAACAUCAGAUGCAAUGUCAGUGGUCAUCAGGGACCUUCUACACAGGAUUUCGAGUGGUCUAUUUACCUGCCAACAGCCCCCACCAGGGAAAUCCAGAUCAUCAGCACCAAGGAUGUCGGCUUCUCUUAUGCAGUGUAUGCCCAAAGGGUGCGAAGCAAGGAAAUCUACGUGGAGAGACUACAGGGCAGCUCAGUCCUGCUACAUAUCUCCAAGCUCCAGAUGAGGGAUGCUGGUGAAUAUGAGUGCCACACACCCAACACGGAUGGGAAGUACUUGGGAAGUUACAGUGCGAAGACUAAUCUAACUGUGAUUCCUGACACCCUGUCUGCCACCAUGCCCUCCCAGACGCUCAGUAAGAAGGAAGGCGAGCCAUUAGAACUCACCUGCGAGGCAACUAAAGCAACAGCUCAACAUACCCACCUCUCCCUCAGCUGGUACCUGAUGCAGGAAGGAGGGAGUCAAGCCAUGGAGAUCAUUUCUCUCUCCAGGGAUUUUCUAUUGGCCCCUGGGCCCUCCUAUGCAGAUAGGUUCAUGGCCGGUGACGUGCGGCUGGACAAGCUUGGAGCCACUUCCUUCAAGCUGUCCAUAGGCAGGCUCCAACCCUCAGAUCAAGGCCAGUUGUUCUGUGAGGCCACAGAAUGGAUUCAGGAUCCAGAUGAAGUGUGGACUUUGAUCACCAGAAAGCAGACAGAUCAAACAGCUCUGAAGAUCCAGCCAGCAGCAAGAGAUUUUGAAGUGAACAUCACAGCCAGGAGCUCACCUGCUGAAGGAAAACCCUUGGAACUGAUUUGCCUGGUUGUUGGCAGCAGUGGUGACCUGCAGCUUCAGGGUACUUGGUUCCUCAAUGGGAAGGAAAUUGCCCAGAUUGAUUCUGGUGGGGUCCUAGACCUGAAGAGAGACUACAGGAACAGAGCGAGCCAAGGACAGAUGCAGGUUUCAAAGAUAAGCACCCAGGCUUUCUCUCUCAAGAUCUUCUCCGUGGGUCCAGAGGAUGUAGGUGCCUACAGUUGUGAAGUGGCAGAGGUUGUGAGGACUCGGGCGGGCUCCUGGCAGCUACUCCAGAGAAAGCAGUCACCCAUCAGCCAGGUGCAGCUGAGGGAGCCAGCAGCAAGAAGUGUGACCGUGUCUGCUGAGCAGUGGGCAGUGUGGGAAGGAGAGGCACUUACUCUUCUCUGCAAGGCAGGUGGGGAUAUAGGUCCUCUGUCUGUGAGCUGGUGGCUCAUCCCACAGGACCAGACCACACCCGUGUUUGUGGCUAGCAUGGGGCAAGAUGGUACUGUGCAGCUGGGAGUCUCAUCUCUGGGCUCCAGGCACCAUAGUAACAGAAGGUUGGAGAAGGUGGACUGGGCCACUUUUCGGCUGGAGAUCGGCUCUGCCGUGGUCACAGACAGUGGCACCUAUGAAUGCAGAGUGUCGGAGAGGCUCCAGAACCAGGCCAAAGAUUUGCAGUGGACCCAGAAGAUUUCAGUCACUGUAAAAUCUCUGAAAUCAAGUUUACAAGUUAAUCUGAUGAGCCGCCAGCCACAGGUGACAUUAACCCACACCUUCGACCUCUUCUGCGUAGUGAGUGUCAACCCCUCAGCUCUCAAGCUGCCAUUCUCAGUGACAUGGCAAUUCCAGCCAGCUGGCUCUGGAGCCUUUCAUCAGCUAAUUCGAGUCACCCACAAUGGCACAGUGGAAUGGGGGGACAUCCUCUCCCAGUUCCACAGGAAGACAAAGGUUUCACAGUCUUCAUUUCGCUCACAACUCCAAAUCCAUGAUGCUGCUAUGGAGGACACAGGGGUGUAUCAGUGCGAAGUGGAAGGUUAUGACAGAAAUUCCCUCUACACAAAUGGUCCAGCCAGGGUAUCUGCCACCUCUAACCGUUUGAGGAUUACUGUCACCUUCCCAGAGAGCAAACUGAGAGUGAACUCAAGCAGUCAGGUCCAAGAGCUCUCCAUCAGCUCCAGCACGCAUAUAGAGUGUGCCAUCUUGUCCCGAACUGCUGGAAACCUUCCACUAUCCGUCACUUGGUACUUUUCUUCAACUCCUACAAAUGCAUCCUAUCUGAAGAUCCUAGAAAUGGACCAAACCAAUGUUGUAAAAUAUGGGGAUUCAUUUCAAUCCCCUCGGAGCAAGCAAAAAUUUCUUUCUGAGAAAGUCUCCCAAGACUUGUUUCUGCUGAACAUUCUGAGUGUGGAAGACAGUGACCAGGGCCACUACCACUGUGCUGUGGAGGAAUGGCUCUUGUCUACGAAUGGCAUUUGGCAAAAGCUUGAAAGAAAAACUUCAGGACUCACAGAAUUGAAACUCAGGUCCACAGGAAGUCGGGUCCAUGUCUCCAAAGUGAGCUGGUUGGGAAACGCUACUGAGCAUGGAGAGGUGGACAUCAGCUGCAGCCUGCAUGGCUCCGGCAGCCCAGCCUCCCUGUACUCCGUGACAUGGUACUGGAGCAGAGAAAAUGCUGGGCGUCAGAUGCUGGUCCACCUGCACUAUGAUGGCUUGCUGGAGUACGGCCAAGAGGGGCGCAGGACACUCCUGCACUGCUACCGAUCUUCUCCCACAGACUUCAUCCUGAAGCUGCAUCGGGUGCAGCUGGAGGAUGCUGGGAUGUAUUGGUGCAGGGUGGCAGAGUGGCAGCAACAUGGCCACCCCGGCAAGUGGAUCAACCAAGCCUCAGAUGAGUCGCAGCGGAUGAUGCUUACAGUGCUGCCCUCAGAAUCCACGUUCUCUUCCCGGAUCUGCUCCUCCGAACACUUGAUUCACUUCCUCAUCGUCUGCCCCGUCAUCAUGCUGCUGCUGCUGCUCACUUCCCUCCUCUGCUUGUAUUGGAAGGCCAGGAAGUUGUCACAGCUGAGUCUCAGAGCCCAGAAGGAAAAGGCUCUCUGUGUGGACAUGAAGAGGGCCACUGGAGACUGGACCACAGUUAGGAAGGAAGAUGGAGGCUACUGAAUCCCAAGGAAAGUCUACACUGAUAGAGGGAGUGUGAUGGGAUUGUAUUGGACUGACCAGGGUGAAUGGAUUCUGCUUCAGACCUUGGCCAAGUUACCUAGGAACCAGAAGAGACCUGUCGUGGGCAUGUGUUGUUAACCAGAUCCUGUUGUGUUUCUUUGUGUGGCACCUGACUCUUUGAGUCCUGUAGAUGUAGAUAGUGUCAUUGCCCCAGCUUACAUAGACCUCAUCUCCUGGAGGUCCAGCCCUCAUCUGGAAAGCAAGGAACACCAGACAAUGAGCCUUCCUUCCUCUCUCAUUCCUCUCCAAUAACACCUAUUCUCUUGGAAACAACAGCUUGGCCCAGUCAGAAGGGAAAUCAUUUCCUUCUAGAUAAGAGAUGCAGGAGAAAUCUGAUGUCAGCAAAGCAAGAAGAAUUGAGAGAAUCUGAUUCCCCAAUCAGUUUCUUUCUAGGCAGAAACCCAUCCCUCAUCCCUUUACAAAUGCCUGCCAGAAAGUGUAAGAGUAGUUAUCUAAUCAACAUUGGUUCUUUGACAAAAGAAUAACAUGUUGUAGCCUUUUUGACAUUUC
Molecule: messenger RNA, 3639 nt
Organism: Cricetulus griseus (Chinese hamster)
Lineage: Eukaryota; Metazoa; Chordata; Mammalia; Rodentia; Cricetidae
Source: RefSeq, a predicted model, not a curated record